Fonticula alba is the source of this 1765-nucleotide messenger RNA. RefSeq lists its product as hypothetical. Bases 582 to 1703 code for a protein of 373 amino acids. Lineage: Eukaryota; Rotosphaerida; Fonticulaceae. The record is from RefSeq and is a predicted model, not a curated record. The transcript is spliced from 4 exons. Gene Ontology annotation, molecular function: protein binding.
CUCCCCCGCCCCUGUCCCGCCCGCUUCUGCGUCCUCCCCCCCCCCCCCCCGUGCCGCAUGGCUGGCCAUCUGGCCAAGUCGCCCCGGGCGACCGGCCUCCCACUCCGGCUGGACCCGGCGGCCAGCCUCCUGCUGCCGUCCGGUCUCCUGGGCCGCCGGCCUGGCGAUCCCCCGCCGGCCGCACUGGCCGGGUCCUCGGCUGGCGUGCGAAUUGGCCUCCGGCUGCCCGGAGGCGGGCUGCCCGACCGGGCGGAUGCCUCGCACGAUGCAUGCUCGCAUGCCCCCUCGCCGUCGGGCCAAACCACCAUCGGGGCCUUUUGCCCGUGUGCCCUCGGCCGGCAGGGCCCCGGGGCGCCUGACGUGGAGUCCUGUGCGGCUUGCUUUGCCGGGCGCUCGGUCGAUGCUUGGCUCGAUGCGUCUGCCGGCCAGGACUUGCCCGCCCCCGAGGGCGAUGAUGGGCCGCUGUUUACGGCCCGACGCGCCGAUGGGAUUCUGGACAUCCGGUUCGUUGCAAACCCCGAGGCAGCCCGAAGGGGCAGAGGCAGAGGACGGGGGGCAGGGAGACCAAGGAGACCCGCGCCAUGCCCAUGCCACUGGCAAAGACUGACUUUGAUGAUCGCAGCAUCGGUCGCGGCUUCCAGCCCCUGAUCGAGGAGGCGGUGGUUGGAUUACUGACGGCCACCGCGGCCGGGGCCCCGGUUCUCGCGACCCUCCCCCCGGGCCGGCCGUCCUACGCCGCCCCUCCGGAGUCCCCGGCCCCGGCCCCGGCCCCGGCCCCGGCCCGGGGCAUCCUGUCUCUCCGGUCGGCCGAACUCGCACAGCAGGUGGUCGCCAAGCUGGCGGCCUUCCGACGGCAGGCUCUGGAAGCCGAGCUCCGGCAGACGGCCACCGGGGCCCCGGUCGGGUCGGCUCUGCCCGCCUGCGGCGGGUCGGCCAUCCACCAGGCCCUGGCCCCGCUGGUGGCUCGGGACCCGGUGCUGCGGGUGCUGGAGGCCGUGCGCGACCGGCCCCCCCCGCAGGUGGACCUGCUGCUGGAGCUCGUCGACUGGACCCCGGCCGGCCAAUGGAUCCCCGAUGUGUGGGAGCUGUCCAGUCGUGAGGCCAUCCUGGCCGAGACAUUGCGCCUGCGCGGCCUGGGCAAUGCCCUCUUCCAGGCCGGGCGCUUUGGCCCGGCGGCGGCUGUCUACCACCAUGCACUUUGCUUCAUGGACCUGCAUUUUUCCAGCCUCUUCUCCAGCAGCGGGGCCUCGCGGGCGCAUGCCAGCUCCGCGGACGGUCGCGCCGCCGGGGCCGAGUCCCCCGGGCCGGCUGAAUGCCCGGCCUUUCUCCAGCGCACCCUUCGCUUGAACCAUGCGGCCUGCUCGUUGAAGCUGAAUCGCCCGCUGGAGGCGCUGUCCCAGCUGAAUCGCGUGCUGGCGCCCCAGCCGGGCGAGUGUCCCGCGGCGGGCCCCAAGCAGCGCGCAGGGUGCGACACCUGCCACCCGGCCCACCGGGCGAAUUCCCCCGACGGGGUGUAUUGCACGCAGGACCGAACCGAGCCCCAGUUCCGGAAGGCCCGGUACCGCCGGGCGCAGGCCCACUUUGCCCUGGGGGCCUAUGAUGAUGCGCUGGCCGACUUGAGCAAGAUCCCCGGGCCCGAGGCGAGCGGCCUGGAAAAGCAGAUUCACCGGGCGAUGAAACGGAACCGGGGCAUGUUCUCGUGACCUCCUCUGCAUGUUAUUAAUUGUAAUUUAUUAUCUCCCGGUAUAUGACUCAAAGGUUCUGG